CAGAGAGUGUGAAUGUGAGACACUGUGUGGCACUGAAUGCACCGAAAACUGACUCAAACUCGAGUGUUGACUGUAUCUUGAAUUUGAUGGACUCAUUGGUUCAUAAAUUGAUGUUUUGAUGAUCUGUUGAGUGAAUUGAGACAUCUUCAGAUGGCAUUUGAUCUGAGAAUAGCUGUGGUUUGCAGUAGUAAUCAGAACCGGUCUAUGGAGGCACACGCGGUGCUCAGUAAAAAGGGGUUUAAAGUGCGGUCUUUCGGCUCAGGCAAUCAGGUGAAGCUGCCCGGACCCGCUCAGGACAAACCCAAUGUCUAUGACUUCGGCACUACUUAUGAGGAGAUGUACAAAGACCUGCUCUCCAAAGAUAAAAACCUAUAUACUCAGAACGGAAUCCUUCAUAUGUUGGACCGGAACCGACGGAUCAAGUCGUGUCCCGAGAGGUUUCAGAUCUGUUACGAACAGUUCGAUGUAGUGUUCACUGUGGAGGAGAGGGUUUACGAUCAGGUGGUUGAAGAGCUGUCACUGCGAACCCCAGUCGACAACACGACGGCUCACAUAAUCAAUAUCGACGUACAGGACAACCACGAAGAGGCCACUAUCGGGGCGUUCCUUAUCUGCGAAAUGGCUCUAAUGAUGGCUCAGUCCUCAGACCUCGACAAUGAUAUCGACGAACUUCUGCAAGAGUUUGAGAAUAAGGCC
Molecule: messenger RNA, 696 nt
Organism: Oppiella nova
Lineage: Eukaryota; Metazoa; Arthropoda; Arachnida; Sarcoptiformes; Oppiidae
Source: the annotation of a GenBank genome assembly